CUGGUCACAGGAGCCACAAUGGCGUUUGUAGUCUCCUUCAGACAGGGCUGUGGAUGUUAUUAAAUCCACUAGCAUCGCCCUAAAUAUAGGCCUGGUUGACUCCCAGAGCCAUUGAUAAUAAACUGGAACAUCUACUGCACACGAAAAAACUAUGAUUUCUAAUCAAUAUUGAAUUGAUAGGGGAUAAAACUUACAUUAAAGGGAACAUGUAAACAGUACCAACCUGGUCAAGUUUUCAUUUUGUUCGAGAAACGAGCGUCUUUUAAUGAAGACGUUUGCUUGUUUCUGAAUGCUAAGACCGUAAAUCUGUGGAAUAAAAACACCUUUACUUAACUUGGCACCGGACAAGGACAGCUUUCACAAAGGGACUUUUUUCUUUUUUACGAGUCGGCUCGCUAGCUGCCGAGCGUUAGCUAGCGGUGCUAGCUAAAAUUGAGACGGAGACGACACCACAAUGCUCCGUUCUUUGGUUGGGAUCUUUUUUAUUCACUGACUUAUUCAAAGUAAAUACUUCACAGCACUGGAAAACCAACUUGGCAUUUUUCCUGCUUUGACGAGCUAUGUUGGAGAUCUUAAUGGAAUGAAUCGGCGUUGAGGAGGACUGGACGUGAGCGGCCUGGUGUGUUUAUUUUGUGUAACGUUAUUUUCGUCCCCUGUUUCUGCUUAGUAACACUUCAGUAUUGGCUUUUGGAGUAGCAACUGUUCUCCCGUGAAUGAAUUGCCUGCAGCACCGAGGCCCAGUCGCAGGAGAGGUACCGACGCCGGCGUGAGGGAUGCCUGGGUCGGACCGACACCAUGGGACCAAGAGGAAGCCGGAAUCUAGCAUCAGCGGUGUGCCACACCAGACCCAGGCCCCGUCUCAUACUUCUGCGGGAGACAUGACGAGUAAAGACGGCAAGUUAAAACCUUCAAUGUCCUCUUCCGCCACCAAACGCAAACGACAUAAAUCAACCAAACAUAAUCGGGAAUCCUCGGCGGUACCGGGACCCGAAGAUGUUACCCACGGUGAUACUGCGCCUCCUGGUGUCAACACGGUGAAGCCUCUGGUGGAGUACGACGAUAUCAGCUCCGACUCGGACACUUUCUCGGACCCACCGUCCUCCAGGCCCUCUGAGAGGGGGGGCGGGGACCGACUCGAGCCAUCUCCAGACUACGAUAGGGACGAUGUCGGCAGAGCAGCUGACGGUAGAGAGAACAAGGGGCAUAGACACUCCCGAAAAAAGUCCAAGGACCCCAACAAAGUUAGAGAAUCUGGUAAUGGGGAACGUGGUUACAAGAAAAAGAGCAGCAAAGACCGUGAGAAAGGGACUUCUGGAAAGAGCAAGGAGAAGGCUGCCUCAUCAUCAAGCUCCUCAUCCAAACGCCAGGUCCAGCCAGAAGGUGACUCUAAACGCGGGGAGCUGAUGCUCUCCUCCCAGGUACAACCUGCAGCCAGUGUAGGUAGCACUACUUCCUCCACAUCCUCAUCUCGCAGCAAGGAGAGCAGUCGCUCAGGGAAGUCUCGCAAAGACAGGCAGCAGAGGAGAGAAGGUCGAGGGGAAAGCAGCCGCAGCUCCUCCCAGAGGAGCCGGACAGACAGGAGCCACCGCAAGUCCUCCAAGAGCCUCAAGUCAAGCCCCAAGGGCAAGUCUUCAAGUAGGGGAAGUCCUCGCAGGAAGGGCACUAGCUCUGCUCUGUCGCCCAGUCCCAGAAGAGGGGCUGGCAGCGAGAGUCCACUGGGCAGUGGGUAUGGCCAGCAGGGGGAUGACAGCUACAGCAGGCGCAGGGCGGCCCAGCAGAGCCCAAGUCCUUAUGGGGAUAUGUCUCGCCGCAGCAGGCAGAGAUCAGACAGCCCUCAUGGCAGCAGACAUAGGUCCUCCAGCUUCGAGAGAGACAGCAGCCCCUACUCACGGAGACGCUCCAUCAGCCCCUAUGGUAACCGCAGGUCCUCCAGCACCAGCCCCAUGUCCAGACGCUCAGGCCGCUCCAGGAGUCGCUCCCCUCUGCUCUACUCCUCCUCUCGUCGCUCUUCCUCUCGUUCCCGUAGCAAGAGGCAUACUUCCUCUGCUGGGGCAGGGGGUGGCUCCCACAGCAGCCGACCAACCAGCCCCUCCCGCCUACCGCUGAACUCCAGUCUGGGAGCAGAGCUGAGCCGCAGAAAGAAGGAGCGCCAGGCAGCCGAGGCAGCUGCUCGUGCCAGCGGCGGCGCUUCCCCCGCUCUAUUGGGACGCAAAACAACAGGUUCCUCCACGUCUUCACGGCCGGCUAAAGCUGAUGCUUCACAGUCUGAAAGAGACUCGGCUACAGCAGCUGAAACUCAGCCCCCUCCGCCUGCGCAGUUAUCACAGGACGCUCCCGGCGGUGAAGAUCAGGUUACUGCACCUUUACCUUCCUCUUCCACCUCUUCUCCAGCACCUCCUCCUCCUCAGCCCUCUCCUCCUGUGCCACCUGCUCCAGCCACCCUGGUUCCACCGCCGCCACCUCAGGCAGAAACAAAUAUUCAGCCUCCUGCACCCUCAGCCACAUCCCAGGCCAAGUCGCCAGCUCCGCUUCCUACACGCAGCCCCGUCCGACAGACCACGCUCCACAAGACGUCGACUCUGCCUCCCUUGCCUUUACCACCCCUAUUGCUGGGAAACGCUCAGGACAGUCCAAAGAAGUCCACCCAUCCUCAGAGGCCUCCCAGGAAAGAGAAGGAAGUUCGCAGCCGGCCAUCACUCAUCGAUCUCCCUCUACCGCCCACCCUGCACGGAGUUGACUCCUCACCCCCACAGUCACCUAUCCGCCAGGCUCCACCGCUACCCCAGCCAACCCUUAAGAAGAGACCAAAGAUUUGCUGCCCCCGAUAUGGUGAGCGCAAACAUACCCAGAGUGACUGGGGCAAACGCUGUGUAGAUAAAUUCGAUAUAAUCGGCAUCAUAGGGGAAGGAACCUACGGCCAAGUGUACAAGGCCAAGGACAAAGACACUGGUGAACUGGUGGCUCUGAAGAAAGUGCGUUUAGACAAUGAAAAAGAGGGUUUCCCCAUCACCGCCAUCAGAGAGAUCAAGAUCUUGCGGCAGCUCAAACACCGCAGUGUAGUCAACAUGAAGGAGAUCGUAACUGACAAACAGGAUGCACUCGACUUUAAAAAGGACAAAGGUGCUUUUUACUUGGUGUUUGAGUACAUGGACCAUGACCUGAUGGGCCUACUGGAGUCGGGCCUGGUUCAGUUCUCUCAUGAGCACGUCCGCAGCUUCAUGCGCCAGCUGAUGGAGGGUCUGGACUACUGCCACAAGAACAACUUCCUGCACAGAGACAUCAAAUGCUCCAACAUACUGCUCAACAACAGAGGUCAGAUCAAACUGGCUGACUUUGGUUUGGCCCGACUGUACAAUUCAGAAGAAAGUCGGCCUUACACUAAUAAAGUAAUCACACUAUGGUACCGGCCCCCUGAGCUCCUACUGGGAGAGGAGAGAUACUCUCCAGCUAUUGAUGUAUGGAGCUGUGGGUGCAUUCUGGGAGAACUCUUCACCAAAAGGCCCAUCUUUCAAGCUAACCAGGAACUUCUACAGCUGGAGCUCAUCAGCCGUCUGUGCGGGAGUCCCUGCCCUGCAGUCUGGCCUGACGUCAUUAAACUUCCCCUCUUCAACACCAUGAAACCCAAGAAGCAGUACAGACGGCGACUGCGGGAGGAGUUUGCCUUUUUACCUACUACUGCCCUGGAUCUGCUGGACCGAAUGCUGACCCUCGACCCUGCACGGCGCUGCACGUCAGAGCAGGCUCUCAACAGCGACUUCCUGUGUGACGUGGAGCCCAGCAGGAUGCCACCGCCAGAUCUUCCUCACCAUCAAGACUGCCACGAGCUGUGGAGUAAGAAGAGGCGACGUGCACGUCAGAGCGGGCAGGUCGAGGAUGUGCCUGUGCCCAAAGUGCCCCGUAAGGAUACGUCAGGGACCUCUAGCGGAGAGAACAGUCGGCCCCAAACCAGCCCGGCCGGAGCCCCGCCUCCUCCACCAGGAAAACCGCCCUCCGCAGCCAUCUCAGAGAGCGAGUUGUCAGGUCUGGGAGCUGCUGCAGAGCAGUUGAACCAGACAGAGUUGGCGGUCCUGCUGAACCUCCUCCAGGGACAGACGGAUCUCAGCCUGCCCCAGGUGGCCCAGCUCCUUAACCUCUCCAAUCCUGAGACUCUCAGCCAGUCGUUGUCUGCGCUCAGCGAGGCCUCUGACCACCAGGGGUCCUCAGAGGACCAGGCCCAGUCUGCUACCAGGCCCCAGCCCCCAGACCAGCCUCCCGAACCCCAGGAGCUCUCACCGACAUCCGGAGAGCCACCCCACAUCCAGGAAGACCAGGCGAACCUGCUGGCUCUCAUUUUGGGCCAACUUAUCAAGCCACAAACCGAGGAGCAAGGCGAAGAGAGCAAUGGCGUCCAAUCAGAGGAGGCACUAACACGCGAUGGUGCAGUGCCAAAAAGGAAACAGCUUGGGGCCAACCAGGUGCCUCCAUCUGGCGAGCAGCGUCCACCCUCUCCUCCCGGGCCACCUCCGUCAGCUCUCGGAGACGCUCAACCGACUGGGUCAGAAGUCCAACCCAACCAGGACAUCAGCCCUGCCGUGGCAGCCGCCUUGCUCCAGCUCAUCUCUCAGCAGGACUCUGAAGCUGGGGCCUCUCAGCGCAGCAAGAACCCCUCUCCGUCUGUGGACACUCCGGCCCGGGGACAGCCCCCUCCACCCUGGGUGGCUGACUCUCCGCCUAAGUCUUCAGCUGCAGCUGAGGCCCCAGCAGGACUGGUGACUGCUGCUCCUGCCACCGCAGCACAAUUCCCUAAGGACCAGGACCUCCGCUUUUCCCACGGAGCUGCCCGCUGACCCUCGAUCCCCCGGUGAGACAGACCCGGGUAUCAUGGGACAGCUCCAGCAAUCCUCACCUGAAGAGGAGAGGCAGAGGGGACACCCACAGAUUAUGACUCAGUGGACCAUAAGCAGGUAGUGAAAGAUGAAUCAAAUAUUUUGAAAAUGAAUGUCACUUUGUGAUGGACUGAAAAGAAAGAGAUUAAGGGCUUUUUCAGGUAUGGUCAUGAACAUCGCUGCUCCCUGAACAAGUCGUAAUGUGUUGCUUUGAUGGGAGCGCUUAGACUCUGGUCGGUCUGACCUUAAACAAUCCGGUUAGGUACAGUCGCUACCUGCGUUCCCUUACUCUUUCCUGUCCUCCGAAGACCCUGACUUGAAUGAACUUUGGCUUCCAAAUUGAGUGCCAUGCAACUGGCACUCAACUUUGAAAGCAGCCAUGAUCUUUUUUUUUUUUUUUUUCCUCUUCUCCCCCAAAACAAAUGAUUGUCACGUCCAGUGCAGUGCCCACUUCUAACAAGGUUAUCAGUGUUUUGGAGAAUCAAGUCCUCCAUUCUGUGAUGCUAAGGUAUUGUGUACGGAUAGAUUUGACGCACUGAUAAGAACACUGGAGAACCAUGAGAUUCCUGUUGAACCUUAAACGCCGGCUAGCUCCCCCUGUUUUCAGCCUUAUGCCUCCCUGUGACCCCAACGACCCCUGAAUGAUCUCUUAAGUGGGGGAGUGUAGGUAAAGUUUCUGCUUUGGAUGGCCCCCCACAAUAGUGCACAUCUUGCAGGGUUGUUUUUUUUUUUUUUUUUUUUUAAAUUUUACUCAAAGGCGGUUCCAUAUUAUAUUCUGUCUGUCAACGAUGUGUUCGCUGCCCACUUGAAGAUUUUACUUCCUUUACAUACAGUACAGUAAAUCUCUGUGUAGUAACAAGCCUAAGCCUGUAGUGCUCAUGUUCCUGUCUCAAAUAUGGAUUAAACCACCACAUUAUGAUGGACUGCUCCAUAAUACCCACGCUAUUCUGCUAGUUGAAAUAUACAUACAUACAUAUAUACACACACAGAAACAGACUUUUCCGGCUUUUCCUGGUGGGUUCCAAAAGCCUCGUCUAACAUGUCUCUGCCCCUCGCCUUCCUGCCAACUUGUGCAACAAAAGCUUUUUUUUCUUUUUUUGGUGCAGUUAUUUUCUACAUAAAGAAAAUGAUACACGCUUAAAAAAAAAAAAAAAAAAAAAAAAAAAAAAAAUGGUCCAUGGUUCUGUUACCAUUCUUUUUUUCUUUGGAAAAGGAAAGGGAGGAGAAAAUGGUUUCACGUGUCUGUAAAAAAGAAAA
Messenger RNA from Thunnus maccoyii (southern bluefin tuna), 6122 nucleotides. RefSeq names its product cyclin-dependent kinase 12 (gene cdk12). Gene Ontology annotation, cellular component: nucleus; cyclin/CDK positive transcription elongation factor complex. The transcript is spliced from 14 exons. NCBI's taxonomy places the organism in Eukaryota, Metazoa, Chordata, Actinopteri, Scombriformes, Scombridae. Bases 774 to 4826 code for a protein of 1350 amino acids. Gene Ontology annotation, molecular function: cyclin binding; RNA polymerase II CTD heptapeptide repeat kinase activity; cyclin-dependent protein serine/threonine kinase activity. Gene Ontology annotation, biological process: protein phosphorylation; positive regulation of transcription elongation by RNA polymerase II; transcription elongation by RNA polymerase II. The record is from RefSeq and is a predicted model, not a curated record.